This is a messenger RNA of Arachis ipaensis, 1329 nucleotides long. NCBI's taxonomy places the organism in Eukaryota, Viridiplantae, Streptophyta, Magnoliopsida, Fabales, Fabaceae. The record is from RefSeq and is a predicted model, not a curated record.
AUGCACUCAAAUGAUAUCAGUGGAGCAGUCGAGAUUGAAACUGCACCAGCAUACCAAGGGGAUGAGGUAGUCCAUGAUGUAAGGAUACUGACGCGGGUAUUUUGGAGCUUUUAUCCUUGCAUCAGAGCAUUUAGGAGCUGCAAGCCAAUCGUACAGGUGGAUGGGACACAUCUGUACGGAAAAUAUAAAGGAGCUCUACUAGUUGCAGUUUCUCAGGAUGGCAAUGGCAAUAUUGUGCCUCUUGCAUUUGCCGUUGUUGAGGGUGAGACUUCUGAUGCAUGGCACUUCUUUCUUACUCAUUUACGCACACAUGUGGUGACUCGAGAUGGUGUUGGGCUUAUCUUUGAUCGUCACGACUCUAUUACCUCAGCAAUAGCUCGUAGUAAUGGAUCAUGGGAACCUCCAAGAGCUAUCCGAAUGUUUUGUGUUAGGCACAUAGCAUCCAACUUUUUGAGGAAUUUCAAGGCACCGUAUUUACAGAAGCUGAUAGUCAAUAUGGGCUAUUGUAGGACUGUGCAUGAAUUUAAUGUGCAGUAUGCAAGAUUGCGUGAACGUGGUGAGGCUUACACGCGAUGGCUUGAUCGAAUCCCACGACAGCAAUUUGCUUUGGCAUUUGAUAGUGGAUACCGUUGGGGUCAUAUGACCACAAACCUAGUGGAGUGCAUCAACGGAGUACUAAAGGGAGCUCGAAAUCUUCCUAUCACGUCACUUGUGAAGGCAACUUUUUAUAGGCUAAAUGAGUUGUUCACUAGGAAGAGGGCUGAGGCUGAGGUUCGAAGGAAUGCAGGACAUGUAUUUUCUGAAUAUGCUAGCAACAAACUGCAAUCAAAUCAGCAAGCAGCAGGAAACAUCCAGGUUAACCUAUUUGACAGGCAAAAUGAGAUCUUUGAGGUACGUGAGAUGCCCAUUGGUAUCGAGUAUGCGGUGAAUCUCCGUCAACGGUAUUGUGAUUGUGGUGAGUUUCAGACAGAUCGAAUCCCAUGUCGCCAUGUCUUUGCGUGUUGUGCGAACCAACGACUUGAUUGGCAACAAUACGUUCAUGAGGUCUAUAGGAUGGAUGAGAUAAGAAAGGUGUAUAGAGCACGGUUUAAGCCAUUAGGAAAUCCAGCAACAUGGCCGGUGUAUCAAGGACCAAGACACAUACCUAAUCCGCACUUAAAGCGGGUUUCCAAAGGGCGUCCCAAAAUAACCCGCUUCUUGAAUGAAAUGGGUAUGCGUGAUAUGCGUGGUCCUAGGCAUUGCAGGCUUUGUGGAGGCGAAGGCCACAGUCGAAGUAGAUGCCCCCAUCGUGCAGGGCCUAGUGCUGGUGGAUCUGCACCUAUGUCUUAG